Messenger RNA from Neurospora crassa OR74A, 1201 nucleotides. RefSeq lists its product as hypothetical. The coding region runs from base 278 to 715 and encodes 145 amino acids. NCBI's taxonomy places the organism in Eukaryota, Fungi, Ascomycota, Sordariomycetes, Sordariales, Sordariaceae. The transcript has 2 exons. The record is from RefSeq and is a predicted model, not a curated record. Gene Ontology annotation, biological process: protein folding in endoplasmic reticulum. Gene Ontology annotation, cellular component: EMC complex.
GCGAUAUUACCGUUUAGUUGCAGGUUAAUCCCUGUUUUGGAACAGCAGUUAUGCAUAAAAAAAACAUACGCACCCUCAUUCCCAUGUUGCCAGUUACACGGGCACGUACCUUGUAGCUUUGGACGUCAAACAUCCAAGCACUUAACGUCGACAUCAAUCAUCUACAUUCCAUUUUAGACACCCUUCCGCCGAAGAACCUGCAACGAAACCCGCCUCUCGUUACGUGCCAAUUGCCGGCGUCUCCUACGUUGCGAAUAUAUAGUGAACAACGUCAAUCAUGACGUGGAUAUCCAAUACCAUCACCGUCUUUGGCGGCCUUCUUCUCGCCCAUGCAUGCUAUUCGGCCCAGGAGCACGCAGCACUGCAAUCCUUCAGGGCGGCGGCCACAAGCACACUCACCUCGUCUACUCCGGUCGCAUCGUCGCUUCCCGUGGAUAUUGCCAUCGAGACCAUUGUCGCAACCCUAGUUAUUGUGCUUGGUCUGGUCCUGGGAACGCGCCCGCUGCGGCCGAUUCAAUGGCGCGUCUGGGCCGGCAAAAUUGAGCGGGAAGGGGAGGAGGGCUUCUUGGGCAACAACGGAGAGGUGGAAAAGGACUACAUGGGCAACCCCUUCACCUAUCUGGAAUCCCGGCCCAGCUUUGUCGACAUCCGCAGGCAGCGAAAAGAGUUUGCUGAAUGGAUCAAGAACGGUGGCGGCGAUGCCGGAAAGAAGUGAAGAAUCCACGAGACGGGGUUGAAUCGGAGCCACGCGACCUAUGUUGAGUUGAUGCUAUUAAUCUAGGCCAUGGGGUAUAUGCACGGAUAAGUUGUGAUUGAUUCAAACUGAAGAGCAUAUUGUUCACAAGGGCUUUAGCGAGCCAUCUACCUGAUUUGGGCCUCCUUGUGACGGUGGCGCAGAUGCAUCAUUUGUUGCUCCACAGCUACUCUCAGUGCUCCUUCCCAAGCUACUCUUGUGGCCAGGAUGGGAGGAUAGGUAGUUCCUGCCUUGAGCGGCCUUGCUGGGACAUGACACAUUGGACUUUACACGCCCAUGGAGGCGUUGGUCGACUCCCCGCCGUCCCGUCUCGACUGAAGUUUCUCUUCAUCGGAAGAAGGUGGAAUCGAUGACACCGACACACACAUACACACAGCUCCAUGCCCUUCGUAACUUAGUUUCACAGGUGCUGACGGCGCUCAUCCUUACCUAUCCAACAGUUAUUAC